AACCAUUUACCUUUUUUACCUUUUCUUACCUUUCUCAGCCUGGGAAUAUCUGUACAGCUAUCCAGAUCUUGAGAUUGUUUGCAAUAAUAUUAUCUGUUUGUUUUACUUUUGCGUAUAACUUACACAUGUUAUUUUCUCUGUCUAUUUUUUUCUGGCUUCUUACCAUGUGAUUUGUUUUACGCGUUUUCUUUGGUGAAUCUAUAACAGCAUAAACAUGAAUACCGUUAGUUCGCUUGUUAAAAUUAAUAGAUGGUUCAACCUUUUCAUCAAAUCAAGGCCCGCGAUUUGUGCUCUACGGUCAAACACUACGACAACUUCAAAUGGAAUUGGUGAUGUGAAUGAGGCAAAGCCCAAAACAAUAUCCUACUCUCAAUCAAAAGCUGCCAAGGAAUGGAAAUCAGCUUAUAAUUAUUUUGUUCCUCCUGAUGAAAAUGAAGUUUGGCCAUCUAAUUAUAAAGUUUUUGCUUUCUGUUUAGCGGCAAUUGCAGUGUAUUGUAUGAUUUUUAGAGAAGCCAAUGAUUUAGAUGAAGAUUUGGAAAAGCCUAUUUUUGAAAGAUUGCCUGAAUUGGAGAGACCAAUGUUGGAGUCUGCAUUGAUAAAUGCUCAUUACCAAGGACUACCAAGUCAACAUCUAGUGAAAAGAUUAAAGGAAUUGGAAGCCGAAGGGAGAUGAAUUUCGGAUUCAGCUUAUCAAUUACUUUAGAUCAUUCUUUUGAUUGAAAUCGGUCGAACAGCAUCGACUCGUGUCAUUAACAGUAGCUUAAUUCAUGUACAAAAGUUAAUGUUGUUUAGAUAUUUAUUAAAAGCUGACAUCCAUGUUGAA
Molecule: messenger RNA, 823 nt
Organism: Tetranychus urticae (two-spotted spider mite)
Lineage: Eukaryota; Metazoa; Arthropoda; Arachnida; Trombidiformes; Tetranychidae
Source: RefSeq, a predicted model, not a curated record